Torulaspora delbrueckii is the source of this 918-nucleotide messenger RNA. It is a transcript of the gene MAK16, whose product is annotated as ribosome biosynthesis protein MAK16. The transcript has a single exon. The record is from RefSeq and is a predicted model, not a curated record. NCBI's taxonomy places the organism in Eukaryota, Fungi, Ascomycota, Saccharomycetes, Saccharomycetales, Saccharomycetaceae. Gene Ontology annotation, cellular component: preribosome, large subunit precursor; nucleolus. Bases 1 to 918 code for a protein of 305 amino acids. Gene Ontology annotation, biological process: maturation of 5.8S rRNA; maturation of LSU-rRNA.
AUGUCUGACGAUAUUGUUUGGCAAUUAAUCAAUAAUCAGUUUUGCUCCUACAAGCUGACGACAGACAAAGGUCAAACUUUCUGUCGUAAUGAAUAUAACGUUACCGGUCUUUGUAGCAGACAAGCGUGUCCGUUGGCAAAUUCCAAGUAUGCCACAGUGAAGAGCGUGAAUGGGAGACUGUAUAUAUACAUGAAGACUGCGGAGAGAGCUCAUACUCCAGCUAAAAUGUGGGAAAGAAUCAAGCUUUCGAAGAAUUAUUCGAAGGCACUACAGCAGAUUGACGACCAUUUGCUAUACUGGAACAAAUUUUUGAUUCACAAGUGUAAGCAAAGAUUGACCAAAUUGACACAGGUUGCUAUCACAGAGAGACGCAUGGCCUUGAGGGAGGAAGAGAGACAUUAUGUUGGAGUGGCGCCAAAGGUGAAGAGAAGAGAGGAAAACCGUGAAAGAAAGGCAUUGAUUGCGGCUAAGAUUGAAAAAUCCAUUGAGAAGGAAUUGUUGGAUAGAUUGAAGAGUGGCGCGUACGGUGAUAAACCUCUGAACGUGGAUGAAAAGAUCUGGAAAAAGGUCAUGGGCCACAUGGAAGAUGAGAACGAAGCUCAAGAAGAUGAAGAGAACUGGGAAGAAGAAGAGGAAGAGGAGAGCGAUGAGGGUGAAGUUGAAUAUGUGGAGGAUGAAGGUGACGAUGAUCUGGUGGACUUGGAAGACCUGGAAAACUGGUUGGAUGGUUCGAACUCUGAUAGAGAUGCAUCUGAAGAGGAGAGCGAUGAUGAGAGUGAUGAGGACUCUGAUAGCGGGGAAGAGGAUGAGGGUAAGAAGAAGAAGAGAAAGAUUACUUCUGCCAAGAGACGUCCAAAGAUCGAAAUCGAAUACGAAGAGGAACAGGCACAACCAGCAGCUCAAGAGAUUGCUCGCUAG